UGUGAUUUGCUUGAGUUUUGCUCGGGUAUCUUGUGUUUUUGCAUCUGUCUGAAUGGGCUGAACAACUGCUGUUUAGACUCUAAAUGUUCGGGCUGUUUGUGCCUGGAUUUACAUGCUUGUACUGGUGUGAGCGUGGCUAUUCAUGGGGUUGAAAACUCUGUUCAGGUUCAUCGGAGAACUGUGCCCGUCUAUCGAAGAUCUGCUCAGAUGUCUGGGGCGAGCCAUCCUUCACUUCCUCCUGUCACCAAGUCAGUGACUGUGGACUGCUCCUCUUCAGGAUCCAUUGAAUCUGCUGUUGUCAAUGGGAAAUACCCUUAUCCAGUGGCUCGCAAUGUAAAUAUUUAUUUGGGUGAAUCCGAAGGUGGGAACAGCCCUUCGAAAGAUGAUGACUCCCUGCUUCAUCCUGGCAACUUGACCAGCACAUCAGAUGAAACAAGCACACUGGAAAUGGGUGUCGAGGAAGCUGCAGAUAGAAAUAAAGGAAAUGGCCUGUUCUUCAGGGAUGGGAAAUGCCGGAUAGAUUACAUCCUUGUUUACAGAAAAUCUAACACUCAAGCAGAGAAACGGGAAGUGUUUGAGAGAAACUUGAGAGCUGAAGGACUGAACAUUGAAAAAGAGUCAUCACUAACCAAUAGUGAUAUCAUAUUUGUGAAGUUACAUGCCCCAUGGGAAGUUCUUUGUAGAUAUGCAGAGUUAAUGAAUGUACGGAUGCCUUUCAGGAUGGAGAAAAGCUUGAGCAGGUUCCGAGGAUGGUUGCCAAGGAAACCUAUGAAGUUGGACAAGGAUACGUUACCGGAUCUGGAGGACACAGACUGCUACACGGCUCCUUUCAGCCAGCAGAGGAUUCAUCACUUCAUUAUAAACAACAAAGACACGUUCUUCAACAAUGCAAUGAGAAGCAGAAUCCUGCACCACAUUUUGCAAAGGGUCAAAUAUGAAGAGGGCAAGAACAAAAUAGGACUCAAUCGUUUACUUGGAAACAGUACCUAUGAGGCAGCGUUCCCGCUUCAUGAGGGAAGCUACAGAAGCAAAAAUUCCAUUAAGACUCAUGGAGCAGUGAACCACCGUCACCUGCUGUUCGAGUGCUGGGCCUGGUGGGGCGUGUGGUACAAAUAUCAGCCACUCGACCUGAUCAGACGCUACUUUGGUGAGAAGAUUGGUCUAUACUUUGCCUGGUUAGGUUGGUACACUGGAAUGCUGUUCCCAGCUGCCAUUGUUGGCUUGCUGGUGUUUUUGUAUGGAGUUUUCACACUGGAUUAUUGCCAAGUAAGUAAAGAAAUCUGCCAAGCAACAGAAAUAAUUAUGUGUCCACUCUGUGACCAGCAUUGCCGCUAUAUGCGGUUAUCGUACAGCUGUGUAUAUGCCAAGGUGACUCAUCUCUUUGACAAUGGAGCCACUGUAUUCUUCGCUGUUUUUAUGGCCGUGUGGGCGACUGUCUUCCUGGAGUUUUGGAAACGGCGGCGAGCAGUUAUUGCCUACGACUGGGAUUUGAUUGACUGGGAAGAGGAGGAGGAAGAAAUCCGUCCCCAGUUUGAAGCAAAAUAUUCCAAGAAGGAACGUGUGAAUCCUAUAUCGGGAAAACCAGAGCCUUAUCAAGCCUUCACUGAUAAAUGCAGCAGAAUCAUUGUAUCAGCUUCUGGAAUAUUCUUCAUGAUCUGUGUGGUGAUUGCUGCUGUGUUUGGAAUUGUCAUUUAUCGGGUGGUGACUGUGAGCAUUUUUGCUGCGUUUGAGUGGGCUCUGAUUCGGAACAAUUCCCAGCUUGCCACAACAGGAACUGCAGUGUGCAUCAACUUCUGUAUCAUCAUGCUUCUGAACGUGCUGUAUGAGAAAGUUGCUCUGUUUCUGACCAAUUUAGAACAGCCUCGGACUGAGUCAGAGUGGGAGAACAGCUUCACUUUAAAAAUGUUUCUGUUUCAGUUUGUUAACUUGAACAGCUCUACCUUUUACAUAGCAUUUUUCCUGGGAAGAUUAACAGGACGCCCAGGAGCCUAUCUGAGAGUCUUGAACAAGUGGAGGUUGGAGGAGUGCCACCCAAGUGGUUGUUUUAUCGAUCUGUGUUUGCAAUUGGGAAUCAUCAUGGUGUUGAAACAGAGCUGGAACAACUUCAUGGAGCUUGGCUACCCGUAA
This is a messenger RNA of Rhincodon typus (whale shark), 2127 nucleotides long. RefSeq names its product anoctamin 3 (gene ano3). The coding region runs from base 208 to 2127 and encodes 639 amino acids. Gene Ontology annotation, cellular component: plasma membrane. Gene Ontology annotation, molecular function: protein dimerization activity; chloride channel activity. NCBI's taxonomy places the organism in Eukaryota, Metazoa, Chordata, Chondrichthyes, Orectolobiformes, Rhincodontidae. The transcript has 19 exons. Gene Ontology annotation, biological process: chloride transmembrane transport. The record is from RefSeq and is a predicted model, not a curated record.